AUGGGGCAGAGAGACCAAGAAGAACGAACGUCUGGAGCGAGCUGUGGCUCUCCGAGUCACAGCCGGCCGGCGAGGAGCUACUAUGAUCUGUAUCCGGAACGCAAGAGGACGGGACCUUAUAUACCCAAGCAGGCACUCGUGGCGCACGACCGCAAUCGACCUGUCGAUGCGCGAUUGACGCGAUCCAGCGACAGCGGUGUUCGGAGAUCUCGCUCUGGGGAACAGCUUGGUCAUCAGCAUGCACACUUCGACUUGACUCUCCAGGAGAAUCCGGGCCAGCCGUCAAGACCCCGAGGAGGGCAUACAGAAGGCGAGCAGCGAUCAGAUCCUGUACCGUGCGCAGUAUUCAGCACGCUCGCAGCAUCUUCGACAGCGCUUGGACGGUCUCAAUCGCGCAAGUAUGCACAGGAGCCUGUCAAAUCGAUCGAAGAGAUCGUUCGAACGCACUCCGCCAAGCUUCUGACCGUGCCGUCCCAGCGUGUUCCGCAACGCUCGGUGUCUUGGUCUGCGUUCGAUACACCUUGCUCUGAAGCAUCAUCACGUACGCGCAAGAGCGAUGCACACACGGAGGAGCUAUCCGACUCCGAGUCGAUCGCCUCUGAAAGUUCUCUGGAGCGUGAAACUCGUGCGAUGCUGCGGAAUGUACAGAGUGUACAGAGUGUACAAAGUGUACAGAGUGCGCAAGACAAACAUUUAGCGACAGGCGUAUCGCAAAUCUCGAUUGGCAGCAAGAAAGCGGACUCUGGCGGCAGGCGACGUCCUAUUCUCAGGAGUCCCAUCAGCCGGACGUCCUCAUCUGGUCGAUUGUCAAGCUACACCUCACAUCUAGCUGGCGUGUCACCUGAUGGUAGAGGUCGGACCUGCAGCAUUCGAGUGACGGUUCCCGGCACUGCUGACGUGCGUGUGUCGUACGCCGAUGUUGGAGCUGCGAACGGACAUCCUGUCAUGAUCUUCCUCGGCCUGGGCACCUCGAGGCACUUGGUAGGCCUCUACGACGAGCUGGCCACCACGCUGGGCCUACGUCUGGUUUGUAUAGAUCGAUGGGGCAUCGGGCAAACGGACAGCAUUGCAUUGGAAGCACGGACCAUAUUGGGAUGGAGUCUGAUCGUGGAGCAAGUGGCAGAAUAUCUGGCCAUCGACAGAUUUUCAGUGCUUGCUCACAGCGCAGGCGCGCCGUUUGCUGCUGCGGUAGCACUGCUGUUUCCAGAGCGGAUAUUGGGGCCGCUACAUUUGCUGGCACCAUGGACAGGCGUGCAGCUAGACAGUGGCUAUCGAUGGCUCCGCUAUGUUCCGGAUAGCGUGAUCAAAACGGCGCAGGUUGCAGACUGGAUGAUCCAAAGCUGGAAGCUGGGUAAGGAGGCGGCUUGGACAGCGAGCAAGACACCUGCGAGCUCUGCAGCCGACGACGUAUCCGCGAGCGGGCGCUACAAGCUAUACGACCCCGAUAGAGGGCCGACGCCGCCUCCGAAAGACCGCGCAGUGACGUUCGGAUCAAGACAUGCGGCAGUGACACGAGCGGCAGCGGUCAAGACGCAGCUUGCAAGGGGCGAAGAGCGCGACCUGGCAACGAGGAAGGCGGGAGAAAUAAGUCGGUCCGAAGCAGCGUCGUAUGAGCGGCCAAGGUCGACGGAUUCGGAACGCGAAACUGCCCUGGACUUGCUCAAGGCGUCGCAUGCGGAGAGUGCACGCGGGCUGGUGGACGAUCUGAAUCUGGUGCUCGGGAAGCGGCCAUGGGGAUUCGACUACGCCGAUGUGGACAUGACGUGCGAGGUGUGGCACGGCAGCAAGGACGAGCGCAUCCCUCUCACGAGCUCGAUCAACCUGACCAAGGAGAUGCGACGGUGUACGCUGCACGUGGUGGACGGAGCGACUCACAGCCUGAUGACCAACACGAAGGUGGUGAUGGAGGUGUUCGAAAGUAUACGGAGAUACGGUCGUUCGUAG
Pseudozyma hubeiensis SY62 is the source of this 1944-nucleotide messenger RNA. RefSeq lists its product as hypothetical. The coding region runs from base 1 to 1944 and encodes 647 amino acids. NCBI's taxonomy places the organism in Eukaryota, Fungi, Basidiomycota, Ustilaginomycetes, Ustilaginales, Ustilaginaceae. The transcript has a single exon. The record is from RefSeq and is a predicted model, not a curated record.